UGCCCAGCUCGUCCGUGUCGGCGUCGCCGUCAGAGACGGGCGACGCAUCCAGCGACGUCGUCUCGGACAAGUUCUACAUGUGCGCUUCCCUCGACGGCGACGGCCGCGUGGUCAGCUCGCUGCAGCAGCUCUGCCAGUCGCCACCGUGGCUCGCCGACGCUGGCGUGGCCCGGACCGACCGGGCGGCGCUCCGGGUCGACUCCCACGACCCGACGGCCCUGGCCUCGCUGCCGCCCGAGCUCGUGGUCACCAGGACGGCAGAUUCGCCACUGGCGCGCCACCGGGUCCUCGUGCUUGGAGCCAGCCAGGUCGGCAAGACGUCGCUCACCAGCCAGUUCAUGACGUCCGAAUACAUCUGCUCCUACGACAGUUCUGUCGACGAGGACAACGAGAAGGCGGUGAUGGUCGUCCUCAACGGGGAAGAGUCCGAACUGGUCUUUAUCGAACACGCGCACCAAGAGGAACAGCUGCAGACUAGGACUCCGCUGCCCGGCCUCAAGAGCCCUCCUCCGGUCUUCAACCCGGUAGCGGCGUACAAUCCAGACGCGUACCUGGUGGUGUACAACGUGUGCAAUCGCGGCAGCCUGAAGACAGCCAAGGAGUACCUGUCUCUGAUCCGUCGGUGGGACAACGUGGACCACAAGGCCGUCAUCCUGGUGGGCAACAAGACAGACCUGGUCCGCCUGCGCACUGUGGCCACCGACGAUGGGCGCUACCUGGCGACCAGCGAGGCGGUCAAGUUCAUCGAGACAUCGGCGGGCAUUAACCAUCACGUGGACGAGCUUCUGGCGGGACUGUUGCACCAGAUCCGGCUCAAAAGCCACAACAGCGAGAAAGAGGGCCGCAAGCGGGACUCCGUUCGGAUCCGGGGGCGCAACUCAAGCUCAUCUUUCUCCGGCUGCAAGGCCAAGGUCUUUCUCAAGAGGUUUCUCCGCAAGGCCUGCUCCCGCUCGCGCUCCUGCGACGACCUACACGUCCUCUGAGCGUUGGGACGUCUUGCCGCUGCCCCGCUGGUGCCAGCGGAGUCGCGGCGACGGUCUCGGAGGUCGAGUGUGCUGGCGUUUCGGCGCGUGAGAGACGCUGUGGCCAAACCCCUGUCUCGCCAGAGACGCCCACGCGCCCAGCGCCCCGAGGGGCUGUUGCGCGAAAGGGAACAACGGAGAACGUCGCGAGAGCAAAGCGCUACUCUUUCUCGUGUUUCCACUCUUUUUCUUUUUCUCUCGAUGGGAGACAAGUGGCGUGCUGUUGGGUUCCACGUACACGCGUCUCGCCGGAGAACAGCACCAUUGCGCUUCCUCCUUCGUGUUCGGUGAAAAGACUUCAGGGAAAUGUCUCGCGAUUGUUUCUAUAUACUGUGGGUCAUCUUUUUUCCACGUUUCAUGGGUAUGUGUGCCUGAGCCAAAAUCGGACGGCAAGAUGCCAUUGCUUCCGAACACACCAGGAUUGAUCUGUAUCGACGAUGUGGUGUAUUCGUUUUUUUCUCUUUUAUCGGGUCUAGGGAGGGGGAUUAUGCCUUACCUUGCGGUUACGAAUGUUCACUCGCUAGAAGACAUCGACUAGCGCAUAAGAAUUCGGCAAAUCAAAGGCUCAUACUGGAUAAUGUCGUCCUGUGUCUUGGAAUGUGGUGAUCACCUUCACGCCAUGUCUUAAAGACGACAAAGCGACUGCUGGUCAGCGUUUUGUUGGGUACGAAAGCGUGUUGAAUUACUUACCGUUGAACAAUCCUGUUGAUAUAUCAUGAUGUGUUUGUGUCGCGCCAUGCGAGGGAAUGAUAAAGCCGAAUACGAGUUGAGCUUAGCAACCCGUCAGUUUGCCGCUUUUUUUUUACUUUUUGCACAGCGCGCUUGUAGUGUGCCGUUAUUUUCUGUUUGUAACAGUUAAACAAGUACAAUGCUAAAAAUCUUGCUUCAAAGGGGCCUUAAAAAGUUUUUUCCUUCCCCAUAUAGACGCGGUUUAUGGUCACCAUAUUUGAGUUUUUUCAGACAAUAUUUUUGUUAGUGGUCGAGCUACCACGAAUAGGCUAGCACCGAGACGCAACAUUAUAAGCCUUGUUGAAUGCUUGUUAUUGGCGCAAUUGUUGAAUUUUUAAACAUAAUAAGAGAACUAGGACAAGUGUUCUACAGGUGUCGAUUUUUUUAAUCGCGGGUUGACGAGUCUUGCACUUACCAGAGUUUCUACUUUGCUCAGUGAAAUGUGCUCCCUUGAAGUGUGUCCUGCCGUUCCAGUGUUAGUGGUACAGUGCUCUAAGCAGAGAAUCGACCCAACUUGAGCUGAUAAGUGACUAAACUUGAAAGCGGUCAGGGUCGACUUGAAGUUUCUAGAAGCAUAAAACACCAAGAUCAGAAACUGCGGCUAAACGCAUGUUGCAGUCGCGGCUGCCAACAGCCGGGAUGUGUAAGGCGUAGAACAGUGUAUGUAUUUAUUUUAGAACGCUGCAACCGAAACAACAUCGUUCUAAAUGUUGCGUUCACACAUAAACCUCCAAGCUGUGUUAAGCUCAUGCAUUAGAUUCGUCAUUUUCUAGUUUUUAAUGGCUAAACUGAGAAAGAGAGAGAGAGACAUUGCAACGCUCCUCAGUAAUAAAAAAAAAGUUUUCAAACUCUUGCUAUUAAAAAUAAAAGGAAAAAGAAACAAAAAACAUGGCUGACGAAACGAGAGUAAGCUGUUGUGAAGGCACACGGAGUGGACAUCAUAACGUCAAAGACGAGAACUUCCGAAUGUUAAUGGCGGCAAUCGUCUAACGCUGGUGCCAGUGGCGAGGGGAAACCCGACGGGGUUUCCCCUCGAGUGUCUCAGAAGAAAGUGGGCAGAGCAGACGCAGCGACAGGGUCCGUCAUCUGAAUGUUUGGCGCGUUCCCAUGGCUCGCGGAAGCUUCGGCGUUCCGAGCGAUUCCGUGUCGUCGUUACUGACAUGUCGAAGCGAUGGUUCGCCGAUGGCUAACUUGACCUGGCGUCCACUCAGCAUGGAUUGGUGCGUUGAGCUGUGCAGUUCCCGUCUAACACGCGUGACUGGAAAGUAAGGCGUGUGGUUUUCGCCUGGACGGUUGGGUGUGCGCGAAAUUGCCAAGGGGUGCUCUUUUGUUCUUCUCACGUCACAGCUUACCGCUUCGAUUAACGGGUUUCGCUGUUGUUUUUAUUUGUUUUUGUUUUUUAAGUUGACGAUAGUGCUAACUUGUUUUUGUCACUGAGGCCGUAAAAACUUGUUAUUCCGAUCUUGAAAAAAAAAAAAUUGCCAUAUUUCACGCCACCCUGAUUGGCCUAGCGCGCUGGGGUGCGCGCAAGGAUCGCAUGUGCCUUGCUGCCUCUCACGAAUUUUCAUCGGACACCAAGUCCUCUAGCAUUAAUGAAAAAAAA
Molecule: messenger RNA, 3354 nt
Organism: Ixodes scapularis (black-legged tick)
Lineage: Eukaryota; Metazoa; Arthropoda; Arachnida; Ixodida; Ixodidae
Product: GTP-binding protein RAD
Exons: 4
Coding region: 78-983 (301 amino acids)
Cellular component (GO): plasma membrane
Molecular function (GO): GTP binding; GTPase activity; calcium channel regulator activity
Source: RefSeq, a predicted model, not a curated record